AUGAGCACAAAGAGCGCCUUGAAAUCCGUCCGCCUCAAGCUCCAAAAUGACGAGCCAGAAGGUGCACUGCACGAGGCCACGCAACUCCUACGCAGCAUUGGCGAAAAGGAUCCAGAAGCACCGACUGUCCUUGCCUUCCGCGCAUUAGCCCUCACGCAUGUCGAGCGCCUCGAUGAGGCUGAGAAGUCGUACCACGCGGCGCUGAGACUCGCGCCUGGCCAUCAUUUAGCUCUCCCUGGCCUCAAGAAGCUCUACAUCAAGAAUCAGCGCUGGGAUGACCUUGGGCGCCUACUAGAGCUGCAGGUUCAGGCAGCGUACGACACAGGUGACGCUGAAAAGGCAUCUGAUGCGAUGCAGGAGGUGAUGGAGCACCGCCUCGCCCACGGUCCAAACGACAAGCUGUAUGGAGCGCUUCGCCUCCUACUGCCUUCGUCCCCGCUCGUCCCUCUCAUCCAGUCUGCGCCGGUUCCUCAGGGAUCUUACUUGCCUCUGCAGGUGCCAAAGUACCCUGCGGCCAAGGACGCGGCCCCUCCCGAGAUUCCUCGCCCGCUCCCCCACGUCCACCAUCUCGCUGGAUCGCUCGCGCUCGUGACCUACCUCCUUCUUCGAGUCCAGGCUGAGAUCUAUACUACGACGGAGGUGCAAGUCAAAGCGGGUCGCCAGCGCUUGGGUGCCGGCACUGAGCGCGAUGUCAGGCGGCGCGUCGACGCCGAGGUGCUCGGUGGUCCGCAGGGCGCCCAGAUGAUUGAUCUGCUCCGCGACGUCUCAUCCCAUCCGUCGGUGGACGAGGACAUGCGCCGCCUCGUCGAGGUACAAGAGUUCAGGUACUGGCGCCGCCUCGUAUCCGUUAUCACCGACGGCAAUAACAAGAAGGCCGCACCCAAGGCCUCAGCCAGGGGCGGGACGAUGAUCUCAGCUUCACUGCCGCCCAAGCCAACCCCGACACUAGCAGAGGACCCCAAUACCCCUGCAUUGUUUAGAACGCCGGAGACCCCAAAGAUCACGAAGGCCGAGGCGGGCAAGCGCACUGAGGGGCUUGCGAAGGGCUUUGUGCUCCUUGAGGUUGGCUUCCCCGGGGCGGAGGAGGCGUGGGCAUGGGUCAUCGAGGGGCGAGACGAGCCGACCAUCGAGUAUGACCACAACCUUCUCCUCAAGUUUGCCAAGGUGUUCCGAGACUCUGCAUUCACCGACUUCAUCGACGAUUACGCUCGCCUUCUCAAGCUUCCUCUCCCUGAGCCUGACGAGGAGCAGCCCACGCCGGCUGAAGAUUCUGGAAGUGACAAGAAGAAGAAGUACCGCAGGCCGACGAAGGGCCAGAAGGACCGCGAGAACGCUCGCGCUCGCCGCAAAGCGCGCCGUGAGGCGGUACGUGAUGGCGAGCUCGUCGAGAACCUCACCGAGGAGGAACGUGAGGAGCUGAUUGCCACCAUGACCAAAACGCUCGACAGCCUUAAGACGUCGAUCUUUGCGCAUCGGGUCAUGACGCAUGUCGCUAUCCAGGAGGAGGACUGGGCGAACGCGAUCACCUAUGCCGAGAAGGCUCGCAAGCUCGUGCGCGAGGUCGAGACCGAGCGGGGCAUCACACUCCCGAAGGCCAUGGCUUCCUUGGACGAAGAACUCGGACUGGCGCUUGUGCCCUACUACCCUCCCAAGCACCACCAGCGUGCCUCACGCCUGCUGAACGGCGUCCUCAAGCUCCAGCCUGCCAAUUACGCCGCUCGCUUCGGCAUCGGCCAGAUCCUCGAGGUAGCCGGCGACUGGUCCGGAGCGCAGGACGAGUUCAAGCGCCUCCUGGACCAAGGCGGCGAAGACAAGGAGAUGAUAGCUGCCAAGGAGGAGCUGGGCUGGUGUCUGGUCAACCAAGGCAAGUUGACCGAGGGCCGCGAUGUGCUCGAGGAGGUCGUCGAGGUUAGAGACACUCGCAAGGAGCAAGAAGGCAAGGACGACGAGGCGUUAGUCCGCGCACGUGCGUGGUGGCGCCUUGGCCGUACCGAGUGGAUGAUCGGGGACGACCAGUCGCGGACCCAAGCUGAGGAGUGGUUUAUGGCCUCGCUCCGCGCGGACGCGUCUUUCGCCGCGUCAUACACUGCCCUCGGCAUCUGCUAUGCCGAGGCGCACUCGCCUCCGGACAUGGAGCGCGCGCUCAAGUGUUUCCAGAAAGCGUUCGAGCUGGACGCCACUGAGGCUGAUGCCGCGCGGCGCCUGGCAUUCGCUUACGCUGACGUGGACGAAUGGGCGCAGGUCCGCGCGAUCGCUAUGCGUGUUAUGGAGGGCGAAGGUGGUGUUGAGGGCAUCGCUGGUGGCGAGGUCAUGAACGCUGCAGGACGCUUCGCGCCAACCAACGGCUGGGCGUGGAAGGCACUCGGCUCGACCGAGAUGUACUACAAGAACUACGCCAAGGCGAUCCAAGCUUUCCAGGUGGCUCUGCGUGCCGACCCUGAGGACGCAAGCAUGUGGCGCAUGCUUGGCGACGCGUAUGUCAAGAGUGGCCGACACAUGGCGGGCCUCAAGGCGCUGCAGAAGGCGCUGGAGAUCGACCCGACCAUGUGGAUGGCGCACUAUCACAUGGGCGAGACGUACAUGCAGCUCGGUGACUACGCGGGCGCGAUCGCGGCUUUCAAGGAGGUUGACUCCGCAACCGAGUCGGCCGAGGUUGGCGUGACUGCUGCGCUGGCCGAGGCGGCGGUGGCGCUUGGCCGCUUUUCGGCGGCUGGCGGGUUCCGGGAGCGCUCGAGGAGCGCCUUCCAUACGGCCAUUGGGUAUGCUCUGCGGGUACUCACCUCUGGCAGGUCGCACCGGGCCUGGGCGUGGAAGCUUAUCGGCGACGCCGCCCUACAGCUCGCUGAGCGGGAGGUCGACUUGAAGGACAUCGAGUCCACGGCUGCUGUCCUCCAACCCGUCCUCGAGCACCUCAUUGCUGACGAUGACGAUCGUCGUUCCUCCGUCACUGGACUUGGGCACGCCUCCAACCUCCUCCAAGCCGCUUCUGGACCGCACUACGCGGUCAAGGCUGCCGUGUUCGCCUUCGCGUACCGUGCUCACCUGCUUAAGAACGAGCACAGCGCCAACUCGGCGCUGUACGACCUGGGCUGUGCGCUACACACCCUCGCGACCCGCGACGAAGAUGUACGCACGCCCGCCACCAAGGCGGCCAUCUCGGCAGUGCGCCUUGCGCUCGAGCGCGACGCAAGCGACGAGCGUCUGUGGAACGCUCUCGGGGUGAUCUGCUCGGCGGCGGGCCAGCAGCUCGCGCAGCAUGCGUUUGUGGUCUCGCUCGAGCUGUACGCCAAGGACCCCGAAGUGUGGACCAAUCUCGGCUUCCUGUACCUGCGUGCCGGCGACCGCGAGCUGGCAAACCAGUGCUUCCUCAAGGCACAGACGCUCGACCCGGACUGUGCCCGUGCGUGGUUCGGACAGGCGAUCCUCGCCCAGAGAGACGGGCAGCACCACGCCUCGGCUGGUCUGUUUGCGCACUCGGCUACACUCUCAGCCGGCAGCCUGCUGGAAGCGGAUCUGGCGCUCGCGCUUGGCGCCUUCGGACCCUUCCUGAACCCGCAUACGCGGGACACGACGCCUCUCCACCAAGCCGCGUUCGCACUCGCGUGCUACGUCGCUGCGCACCCCGAGGAUGCAGAAGCAAAGCACCUCCAGGCUCUCGUCUCGGAGCGCCUGGGCCUUACAGGCCAGGCCGUCGCUGUGCUCGAGGACGCGACUCAGCUGCUGGAGGACGAAUUCGAGCGCUCCGAAAGUGCCCAAAUCGAGGCGAACUACGCAACGGCACUGCUGAACCUCGCUCGCGUCCGCCUCGCCGCGGGCCAGUACGACGCGGCCCUGAGCGCAUUCAAAGACGCGGCCGAACUGUCGGUGGCCUCUUCCGAGGAGCGUGUGACGUGCCAGCUCGCACAGGCGCGCACAGGUGCGGCACUCGCCCACUUCUGGCUGGGCGACCACAACGCGUCGCUCGAGGGCUUCCAGGCAGCCCUGGACGCCGCGAAAAACGAUGAUGCGCUCACUGACGAGAUUGCCGUGCUGUUCGCGCGUACGCUGUGGUCAGUUGGAGGGGAGGAUGCCGCGGAGGCAGCCAAGACGCAGCUCAUGGAAUCGCUGGAACACGAGCGCCCUUCGCUCAAGGUCAUCGCAGCUCUUGGCGCAGCCGCCCUCGCCUCGUCCGACGCGGACCUGCUAGACGCUGCGCUGGCCGAGCUCGCCAACCCAACCCCCGAGCAACGGGCACAGGAUCCUCAACGUACAGCGGAUGCUGUGCUCGCCGCAGCAGCCCUAGCGAAUGGAAACGAGGACGGCGCUAUCGCGAGCCUGGAAUCCUCAGCGGCCUCGGCGCCUUGGGACCCUGUAUCCCGUAACCGCCUUGCAGCGGCGUACGUCGCAGCGGGCAAGACCGAGCCCGCGAUUGCACUGCUCCAACGGACUUCCGAUGGGCCGGUUCUGGAGGCGGCCCGGGCCAACUCUAUGCGGGGCAUUGCUCUUACCCUCGAAGGCGAGAGCGGGAUGCAGAAUCUCCAGCGCGCGAUUAUGCUGCGUCCGUGGGACGAGGAGGGGUGGGAGGCGCUGGCUUGGGCUCGACGGGCUGAGGUUGAGCUCGAGGAGUCAUAG
Molecule: messenger RNA, 4611 nt
Organism: Cutaneotrichosporon cavernicola
Lineage: Eukaryota; Fungi; Basidiomycota; Tremellomycetes; Trichosporonales; Trichosporonaceae
Gene: SKI3
Exons: 6
Coding region: 1-4611 (1536 amino acids)
Cellular component (GO): Ski complex
Molecular function (GO): protein binding
Source: RefSeq, a predicted model, not a curated record